AUGCAUUCGAGCCUCUACCUUGACUUCCACCAUACUUUCGUCCUCCUCCGCACAUUCAGCAACACCAAUGGCCCAUAUUUCAUGCUCGGCGAGGACAGUAACAAGAUCGGGUUGCCUCUGUCCACCGGCGCUCACCACAAGCCCAUUAUCUUGAGCACCGACGUCAAUUUCUUGGGAUCAGGUGGUCGUUGGGCCUUCGCUAGUGUGGUGCGGACUGAACAUGCUCGGAUUGCAUAA
This is a messenger RNA of Fonsecaea pedrosoi CBS 271.37, 237 nucleotides long. RefSeq lists its product as uncharacterized. Bases 1 to 237 code for a protein of 78 amino acids. The transcript has 2 exons. NCBI's taxonomy places the organism in Eukaryota, Fungi, Ascomycota, Eurotiomycetes, Chaetothyriales, Herpotrichiellaceae. The record is from RefSeq and is a predicted model, not a curated record.